Planococcus citri (citrus mealybug) is the source of this 900-nucleotide messenger RNA. RefSeq lists its product as uncharacterized. The record is from RefSeq and is a predicted model, not a curated record. NCBI's taxonomy places the organism in Eukaryota, Metazoa, Arthropoda, Insecta, Hemiptera, Pseudococcidae. Bases 196 to 795 code for a protein of 199 amino acids. The transcript has 4 exons.
CAAAUAUUAUACUUAUAUAGGUACAUUGAAAGAAGUGAGAACAUCGCAGUUACGAAAAAGAGCGAAGUGAUAAUUAGAUAGACUAGUUUUCAGUUUAAUUUAUUCAAAAAACAGUCAACGAGUACAUUAUGUCCCAUUCCAGGCAGUACCCACUUGCCAUUUCCUGUUAUACUUUUCAUAACUUGUCAUCCAGAAAUGCCGAUUUUCAUAAUAUACUCAAGCACAUUAAAAAAUUUUGAAAGUUUUUCGAAUUUAUUUUUAUAUGGUACAAUUUGCUUAUGCUUCUGCUCUGGAAGUUUUUCCUAUGACGAUUACACAGUACAAGAGGGCCGUGGAAUCGUCUUUCCGGUGUUUACUGUAUUACAGUUCGCCGUGGGUAUAACUGUACCAACACAAAUACCGAACCGAACUGUGGUCACAAACUGGGGAGUCCUGUCAAACUUACCAUUGCCUAGCAAAAUCAAUCAGUUAUAUCCUUACACCGUGAGAGGUCGACAACUCACUCACGAUCAUUUGUAUGAAUUCCUGACCACAGCUUGGAAUUGGGGUACUUCUGAUGGAAAACAAUGUAUGUUGAAAACGAUUUGCCAAGUAUCAAAUAUGAAUUCAAACAACGGAGAACUGAUAUUCGAUGUACUCCGCUUACUUUUCUCGCCUUCGUCAUUGAAAUAUCCUAUCGCUAGAACACAUUAUAUGAUCGCUGAACAAAGGGGUAAAACAUCUAGAAGUAGUUCAUGUGCUGAAAUGUAUCCCUCUUGCAGUCAUUCAAUAAUAGAUUUAUUAGUUCUUAAAUGACAUAUUUUGUAACAAAACAUAUCAAAUCAUAAUAAUUUUUGUCCUACUCCUAAACAUACCUACAAUACUUAGAUAAGAUUUUCAAUAAAUAUUUUCUAUCGGUCA